AUGUUUACCAUCCUGACCACAUGGGUAACAUGCUACAUAAUGUUUGCUCGUCCUGACUGGCCAAUGGGCCGUGAAUGGGCUCUUCGUGAAGCACAUUUAGAAAUUGCAAGACGAGAAAAAGCAGGAUUACCUCUCAUCAGUCCAGACCUCCUUCCUAGGGACCCGCGUUAUGGCCUCAUUGCCUUCUGA
Messenger RNA from Cooperia oncophora, 189 nucleotides. NCBI's taxonomy places the organism in Eukaryota, Metazoa, Nematoda, Chromadorea, Rhabditida, Trichostrongylidae. The record is from the annotation of a GenBank genome assembly.